UCUACUCUAUUCUACUCUAACUAGUUAUGACCCAUCCGACACGGCCAAAACUGGUGCGGAUAAGGUGUGAAGAGACGAGGUUUUUAACCCUCUCUUAUCUCUUUUUUUUCAUUUACUUUGAGAAAAUUACUUUGAUUCCUGCCGAAGGAGGCCAAAAAGAAAAACCAUGCGUGCCAGGAACGCCCACAUGGGAAAAGAAAAAGAACUCCCCCGGGGUGAGCCCACCUUGCCGUACAUUACUCCCGCAAGAUUCAACGCCCAACCAGCUGAUGAACGGAUAAGCAAACCGGUGCAGGAAGACAAAGUCUAUGAGUAAGCUAGCCCCAGUUACGAAUCAGCCCCGCCGCCGUACAACAUGCCGUUUCAUGGAUUCGCGAAAUCGACGCCUUUAUAUAUCCUCUUCAUUUUCGGCUCCACCCAUACCGUCAAUAGGAAACGCUAGAAAUGAUGAGUCAGCACGCUGCAUUCGAAGCAUCAAAAAUAUGGCUAGGCUCCAAACUGCGGCACACAGCCAGGGAAUAUAGAGAUUUAAGGCAAUAAAAGAACUUAAAUGAAGGAAAUUUGACUCUUCGUAACAUCGUCCUGUUGAAUCUUCGCACAACUGAUGAUUCAAUCGCAGUUGUUCAAUGGGACCAUAGCACUGAAGCUACCGGUUGCUGUGAUCAGCACGUAUAAAGGCCCUUGGGAAUUUUGGAUUCCCGUAUAUCUACUGGAGUAAGGCCACGUCGCUUUUUACCACCAAUAAUGCGAUCGAUGUCUGCGCAAGCUUCUAAUCGAAA
Molecule: messenger RNA, 779 nt
Organism: Radiomyces spectabilis
Lineage: Eukaryota; Fungi; Mucoromycota; Mucoromycetes; Mucorales; Radiomycetaceae
Exons: 1
Coding region: 27-281 (84 amino acids)
Source: RefSeq, a predicted model, not a curated record